This is a messenger RNA of Acaromyces ingoldii, 930 nucleotides long. RefSeq lists its product as hypothetical. The record is from RefSeq and is a predicted model, not a curated record. The coding region runs from base 27 to 656 and encodes 209 amino acids. Lineage: Eukaryota; Fungi; Basidiomycota; Exobasidiomycetes; Exobasidiales; Cryptobasidiaceae. The transcript has a single exon.
UCGAUCUAUUUGUCCGUCCGACAAUUAUGGCUAGCCCCGAAGGUCGCACCCGUCAAAGGCUGCUGAAUGUGGCUAUUGAGCGUCUCAAGGAUGGGAGCGACUGCUACGAUCCCAGUAGCUCACUAUACGAUGUGGGCAACAAGCUCGAGAAGCUCCUGUCGGCGUGCGCAAAGCGGCGUAAGGUCGUCGAGGCCGAUCCGAGCAAGGGCGUCUGCACGUUCUCAUCUUCCCCCCUGACACCUCCUGAUGCUUUAGCCUUCACAACCGCUGGCAAGCAGUCGCAAGGGGGUGCUGAUCUCUUCUCUUUAGAUCAGCUCGAUAGCCAGCUACUACGUUUUGGCGGCCGCAGCCAAGUACCUCAUCCUCCAAGUGUCAGCAACAACAAGAAGGGACAAGAGCCCUCCGCCUCGCUUGCUAGCGCUAGCGCUGGUGGUAGAGGCACGUUUGGAGACAACACAGGCAUCGGAGACCUUUCGAUGUUGUCAGACGUAGCGUUGCAACAGCAGCUUAACGACUCGAGCUAUACACCGCCUUCUUCGCUCGAUAUGCCUAUGCCAGCCUCCUGGGAAGACCCCUUUGCGUCUGACCAAGAUGGCGUAAUGGACUGGGAGAAGGUUUGGGCCGACAUCUUUUCUACCGUUGACAUGGCGCGUUGAGGAGCUGCGGUCGCGACACCUCAGACACCUCUCAGUAAGCCGGCCCUAGAAAUUCUUUGUUCAAUGACGCGCGCGCGUCUUUUCGUUUGCUUGCAUUGUGGCGUUUCGCGCGUAACGCCCGGUGUAGGGAGAGAGAUUCCUCGAGACGCCGGUUGUUCAGCCCGCUAGAGUUCCAUUCCGCGACCGAGCGCGAGAGACGGAAAAUUGCGCGGGUUCCGACGGGUCCAGUCAAUCUCAACUAAAGCUUCCCACUGCUCAUGUCGAUUCGCGAGUG